This is a messenger RNA of Haemonchus placei, 435 nucleotides long. The record is from the annotation of a GenBank genome assembly. NCBI's taxonomy places the organism in Eukaryota, Metazoa, Nematoda, Chromadorea, Rhabditida, Trichostrongylidae.
UCGACGAGCGUUCAUACGUUCCCACUCUUGAUCAAGCUGCCCUUGCACUUCGUCGAGUAAUUCCUUUUCCCUUGAAUAAGAGGGGUUAAUAAAUUCCCUCUCAAAGUAACGGAGAAGGUUCUCUUUCAUUCUGGCCUUAUCUUCGAAAUCUCCCCUAUCAAGGCUACGAAGAAGGCCAUUUUGCAAUUCCUCAAGUUCAUCAUCGUAGCUAGAAUCAUCCGGCUGAGGAUAGGCGUUCAAAGGUUCCCUCUGCGGGUGACGACGAAAGUACUCUUCAAUUCUGGCGAGUUCUUUGUCGUCGUCGAAAUACUCCGGCAGAGGAUCCGGCUGAGGAUGGGCUCGUCGAUAUCUGGAGUACCGAUAAAUCUGAAAAAUAAUCGAAAAGGUGGCGGUAUGGAAGAACCUCCCAUAAUCAAGAGACAAGGUCAUUUAUGA